CGGCGGCUGCGGGAGCGUUGCGAGCGAGAGGUGCGGCGGGGACAGCGGUCGACUCUGGCAGUGACUGUGGCGGCAGCGAUCGCCCUGCUGUGAGAGGCUAUGGGAGCGCGCGCAUCCUCUGGGUACCCAGCGCGCGGCGGCUCGGAGCGCCCUGCCCCGCUGCUGUAGGGAGAGGCCGUGGAGCAGUCACUCGCUGAAGACCCCCGGGACCCACUGGUCUUGGCCCGUGGCUCGCCGUGCCUCCCCCGGGCUCCCGGGGCGCGGAAGAGCAGCCGUACUCCGGAGCGGGGCUAGCAGCAUGGGGACAGCCGCCGCCGCAGGAGAAGGCGCUGGACGGGCGCUCCAGUGGCUCCCUUGGCUAGGGCUCUGCUUCUGGGCGGCGGGGGCUGCGGCUGCGGCGGCCCGAGGAACUGACAAUGGUGAAGCCCUCCCUGAAUCCAUCCCAUCAGCUCCUGGGACACUGCCUCACUUCAUAGAGGAGCCAGACGAUGCUUAUAUCAUCAAGAGCAACCCCAUCGCACUGAGGUGCAAAGCUAGGCCAGCCAUGCAGAUAUUCUUCAAAUGCAAUGGCGAGUGGGUCCAUCAAAAUGAGCAUGUCUCUGAAGAGAGUCUGGACGAGAGUUCAGGCUUGAAGGUCCGGGAGGUGUUUAUCAAUGUCACCAGGCAACAGGUGGAGGACUUCCACGGGCCCGAGGACUACUGGUGCCAGUGUGUGGCUUGGAGCCAUCUGGGGACCUCCAAGAGCAGGAAGGCCUCCGUGCGCAUAGCCUAUUUACGGAAGAACUUUGAGCAAGAUCCGCAGGGAAGAGAGGUUCCCAUUGAAGGUAUGAUCGUGCUACACUGCCGUCCGCCCGAGGGCGUUCCUGCUGCCGAGGUAGAGUGGCUGAAAAAUGAGGAGCCCAUUGACUCUGAACAAGAUGAGAACAUUGACACCAGGGCGGACCACAAUCUCAUCAUCAGGCAGGCGCGGCUCUCGGACUCUGGAAAUUACACCUGCAUGGCAGCCAACAUCGUGGCCAAGAGGAGGAGCCUGUCAGCCACAGUGGUGGUUUACGUGAAUGGAGGCUGGUCUUCCUGGACAGAGUGGUCAGCCUGCAAUGUUCGCUGUGGUAGAGGAUGGCAGAAACGUUCCCGGACCUGCACCAACCCAGCUCCUCUUAAUGGUGGGGCCUUUUGUGAGGGCAUGUCAGUGCAGAAAAUAACCUGCACUUCUCUCUGUCCCGUGGAUGGGAGCUGGGAAGUGUGGAGCGAGUGGUCGGUCUGCAGUCCUGAGUGUGAGCAUUUGCGAAUCCGAGAAUGCACUGCUCCGCCCCCAAGAAACGGGGGCAAGUUCUGCGAAGGUCUAAGCCAAGAGUCCGAGAACUGCACAGACGGCCUCUGCAUCCUAGAUAAAAAACCUCUUCAUGAAAUAAAACCCCAAAGCAUGGAGAAUGCCAGCGACAUUGCUCUGUACUCGGGCCUGGGCGCUGCAGUGGUCGCUGUUGCGGUCCUGGUCAUUGGCGUCACCCUCUACAGACGGAGCCAGAGUGACUAUGGCGUGGACGUCAUCGACUCGUCUGCAUUGACAGGUGGCUUCCAGACCUUCAACUUCAAAACAGUCCGUCAAGCAGGUAACUCCCUGCUCCUGAAUUCCUCCCUGCAACCUGACCUCACAGUGAGCCGAACGUACAGUGGGCCCAUCUGUCUCCAGGACCCCCUGGACAAGGAGCUCAUGACGGAGUCCUCACUCUUUAACCCUCUGUCGGACAUCAAAGUGAAAGUUCAGAGCUCAUUCAUGGUUUCCCUGGGAGUGUCUGAGAGAGCUGAGUACCAUGGCAAGAAUCAUUCCGGGACUUUUCCCCAUGGAAACAACCGCGGCUUCACUGCAGUGCAUCCCAGAAACAAAACACCCUACAUCCAGAAUCUGUCAUCACUUCCUACAAGGACGGAACUGCGGACCACUGGUGUCUUUGGCCACUUAGGAGGACGCUUAGUCAUGCCAAAUACAGGAGUGAGUUUACUCAUCCCCCAUGGCGCCAUCCCAGAGGAGAAUUCUUGGGAGAUUUACAUGUCCAUCAACCAAGGUGAACCCAGCCUCCAGUCGGAUGGAUCCGAGGUGCUCCUGAGUCCGGAAGUCACCUGCGGUCCCCCAGACAUGACUGUCACCACUCCUUUUGCCCUGACCAUACCGCACUGUGCGGAUGUCAGUUCUGAGCACUGGAAUGUCCACUUAAAGAAGAGGACCCAGCAGGGCAAGUGGGAGGAAGUAAUGUCAGUGGAGGAUGAAUCCACGUCCUGUUACUGCCUCUUGGACCCCUUUGCAUGUCACGUGCUCUUAGACAGCUUCGGGACAUACGCCCUCACUGGAGAACCAAUCACAGACUGCGCCGUGAAGCAGCUCAAGGUGGCCGUCUUUGGCUGCAUGUCCUGUAACUCUCUGGACUACAACUUGAGGGUCUACUGCGUGGACAACACCCCUUGUGCAUUUCAGGAAGUGGUUUCAGAUGAAAAGCAUCACGGUGGGCAGCUACUGGAAGAACCCAAGUUGCUGCAUUUCAAAGGGAACACCUUCAGUCUUCAGAUCUCUGUCCUCGAUAUCCCCCCGUUCCUCUGGAGAAUCAAACCAUUCACUGCAUGCCAGGAAGUCCCAUUCUCCCGCGUGUGGAGCAGUAACCGGCAGCCCCUGCACUGUGCCUUCUCCCUGGAGCGCUACACGCCCACCACCACCCAGCUGUCCUGCAAAAUCUGCAUCCGGCAGCUCAAAGGCCACGAGCAGAUCCUCCAAGUGCAGACAUCCAUCUUAGAGAAUGAAAGAGAAACCAUCACUUUCUUUGCACAAGAGGACAGCACUUUCCCUGCACAGACUGGCCCCAAAGCCUUCAAAAUUCCCUACUCCAUCAGACAGCGGAUUUGUGCCACGUUUGAUACCCCCAAUGCCAAAGGCAAGGACUGGCAGAUGUUAGCACAGAAGAACAGCAUCAACAGGAAUUUAUCUUACUUUGCUACCCAAAGUAGCCCAUCUGCUGUCAUCCUGAACCUGUGGGAAGCUCGUCAUCAGCACGACGGUGACCUUGACUCCCUGGCCUGUGCCCUUGAAGAGAUUGGGAGGACACACACGAAACUCUCAAACAUCACAGAAUCCCAGCUCGAUGAAGCCGACUUCAGCUACAGCAGGCAAAACGGGCUCUAGUCCGCCUCCUCCCGAGAGACAGAGUGAUGGCCAGCUUUGGGACACUUGCUUUACAAGGGAAAGAAAGAGGCAGCUUUCUGCCCGGCAGCACUUGGGGAAUUCGGCCUUCACUUACAAUCAGUGAGCACCCCUGAUUGAAGCCACUGAGUUUCAUAUUGGUAAAAUAUGUUGACAGGGAAAAAAAGUACAGGUUCUCUUAAAUAUAAGGGGGGGGGUCCACUGUCUCCUCUGAAUCCACACUCGGGUUAACACUUGAUGAACUUCUCAGAUUUGAAGUGACAAGGAUAAAAGUGAGGGCCUAUCUAGGUAGAAGGAACUGUGGGGAAAGAUGAGCUACAGCAGAGCUGGGGAGGCAGAGAUGGAGUAAGUGCAUGUUUUAAAACAGGUUUUCAACGAUGUGCCCCAAAGGGCCAGCUGAUUCUGGUACUAGAUUGUCAGAGUUUUCUGCCAACCGGCAUCUGUGAUGUCGGCGAUCGUUGUAAACUGGCCUUUAGAAGUGGAGCUGGGUUGCCAGCCCGUUUUAGGACUUUGACACCGUCGAGGAGGGCGUGUAGUAUGUAGCAUCCGAGUGCGCCACACCAGCACCACUUCCCUGUCCGUCCUAGCCACUGAAUGGGAACAAGACCGAGAGGUAAGACAGGUCACAACCUAGUUCUUGCAGCAUACCCCACCCUCCAUUUCUCCAAGGACAAAUCUGUCCACGUUCUUCCUUCCCUGUCCUUACCCACUACAGUAGGGGAGAGAUUUCAAGGAGCAUCGACUUUUCAAUAUGGAAAUGUAUUUUUUCCUAACUCAACAAAGCAGGGCCAUCCCUAGUCCCAGUUAAGCCACUCAAAUCGCAAAAGCUACUAGAACACAGCUUAUUACAUAGAUUUGGAGGCAAUAGAGGUCAAAUCAGGUCCAAGGAGACAUAUGAACUGCAGAUGCCACAGGCCUCAAAUAAGCUGAAACCCUAGGACACACGUGUUGAUUUCGUUCCCCAACACUGUCGCUGUGAAGGGAUGAGGGGCCUUACUGUCCUUCACAACCUCCGUUCUCAAAUUUCUGGCCUUCUCAUACUAUGUUAUCUCACAAUCUCUCCGGAGGGCUACAGGUCAGCCUCCUUUUGCCCCUUGGGAAGUUAGCAGACGGUCUUUGCUGUAAAUGGUAUCCGAGAACACAGACCUGGGAAAUACCUCUACCAGCGUGUCCCAGAAACCACAUGCAUUGUUCAGGGAGCCUUCAGCUCUGGUAACUCACCUUCACCAAGUAUGCUUCCUUUACAGGACCAUUAACAAGACCAUUAACAUACGGCUUUAUGUUUUAAAUGAGAGGCAGUGAUGUGGAGACUGAAAACCACAGGUAAUACAUGACCCCCAUCUUAACAUUUACCCCGUCUUUUGUCACAUUUAAUCUCUUUUGACAAAAUGUCCUAGUAGACUAAAGAUGAACAGAUUUCCUCCAGCUCAUCUUCAAAAUUAGCUGUCCAGCACUGGGACAACCAAAGUCAAGGACCUAGAUGAACCACAGGGCUGCUCAGCGACGUAGAGUCU
Messenger RNA from Vicugna pacos (alpaca), 4701 nucleotides. The record is from RefSeq and is a predicted model, not a curated record. Lineage: Eukaryota; Metazoa; Chordata; Mammalia; Artiodactyla; Camelidae.